GAUCUGGAGCAUAAUUGCGAUGGUGGCGAUUGGCCAACAAUACAUCAAGUGGAUCUGUCAGUGGGGAACUGGUCGCGCCACACGAGCGGCGGAUGUGCAAAAAACAGACGACCCCAUGUAUGUGUACACAAGAUCGUAGUAAAAGGAACAUGAUUAUUUGUGUGUCUCUUACAGGAUUGACUGCUGUUUCAAGUGCUCGUACCUGACCAAUUUCAUUUUGCCUGUCGCGGUCGUCUGCUGUGAUCUUCCGGGUGGGCUUACACUCAAUUGUCCAUGUCUCAUGUGUCCCAUGAAUCUCUAAUGGCAGGCCUUCUCUGUGCAUGCCUUCGUGUGCGCCUGACGGAGGAUGAGCGUCAGCGGGAGCUGUUUGAAGAGGUGAACAGGCGGAUUUGACAAACGCCUUCUCACGAGCCACGUGCGUGUUCACAGAUGAAGAAGUAUUUCGCGUAUGCGUCCAUGCUGUCGAUAACUGCGGCCGCGAUACUCCUCUACUGGGGGGCGCUUUUCCUAUGGCAAGACGAGGUCCAGGAAGCAAUGGAAGCAAUGGAUUGAUAGUCAAAUAAGCAGGCAGGAAGGGAGAGGUCUUUCAUUAUGUCUUCAUGCCUUUGGGCUUUCGUGUUUGGGAAAUUCAUGGGCGAUUUUUUCUCCGUUGGUCAUCGUCUUGUGAGACACAACGGGGUGGCACAAAAUGAGCGCAGUGCCGAUGCUUUGACUGGACAGAUGUGCGCAGGGUUAAGCCAUGCGUUUGCAUCUUACAAUGCCACUCGAGGGCUGCUCAGCAGGUGUCGAUAGCAUGUGUGCG
Molecule: messenger RNA, 802 nt
Organism: Vitrella brassicaformis
Lineage: Eukaryota; Vitrellaceae
Source: the annotation of a GenBank genome assembly